Molecule: messenger RNA, 1274 nt
Organism: Brachypodium distachyon (stiff brome)
Lineage: Eukaryota; Viridiplantae; Streptophyta; Magnoliopsida; Poales; Poaceae
Product: 28 kDa ribonucleoprotein, chloroplastic
Exons: 4
Coding region: 69-968 (299 amino acids)
Cellular component (GO): cytosol
Molecular function (GO): mRNA binding
Source: RefSeq, a predicted model, not a curated record
UUCUUCUCCUUUCUUCUUCUUCCUCCGUGGUCUGCUCCCCCUAUCCGACCAGACUAGGCAGAACCGCCAUGGCCUCCGCCUCGUUUCACGCCCUCCUCCUCCUCCACUUGCCAAACCCGAUCCACUCGCGCCACCUCCUCUCUCCCCGCGCACGCCGUCGCCACCACCGCCUCCGCCUCGCGCGCUCCUCCUCGACGCCGGUGGCGUUUGAAACGGAGGAGGCGGAGGCGCCACGGUGGUCCUCUGCGCAGGCGCGGUUGGACGAGGAGGAGGAGGAGGAGGAGCAGGAGUGGGCGGGCGGCAACGGCGCGGCGGCGGCGCACGGCGAGGAGGAGGAGGAGGAUGGCGGGGAGAGCGUUGAGGGGGAUUCGAGCGGGUGGACGCAGCGGAGUCCGCGGCCGCGGGAGCUGUUCGUGUGCAACCUGCCGCGGCGCUGCGGCGUCGACGACCUGCUCCACCUCUUCCAGCCCUACGGCACCGUCCUCUCGGUCGAGGUUUCACGCGACCCUGAGACCGGAAUUAGUCGAGGAUGCGGUUUUGUUACGAUGCGUUCUCUCGCCGCAGCCAGAACAGCCAUGAAUGCUCUGGAUGGAUUUGACUUGGAUGGGCGUGAGAUGUUUGUGAAACUAGCGUCACACGUCGUUUCUAAUAGGAGAAAUCCCAGCCUGUCCCAUACGGCCCCCAUGAAGGAUCAUAUCUUUGAAAGUCCAUACAAGAUCUACGUUGGCAACCUUGCAUGGUCUGUUCAACCUCAGCACUUGAGAGAACUCUUUACUCAGUGUGGAAACAUUGUUAGUACAAGGCUGCUCACAGAUCGCAAAGGAGCGCGAAACCGCGUCUAUGGAUUCCUUUCGUUUUCUUCGCCCGAAGAGCUUGACGCUGCAUUAAAGCUUAACAAUACGAAUUUUCAUGGACGGGACAUCAUUGUCAGGGAGGCUCAUGUAAAAUCACCGCAUACGUUAAGCUAAGCCCUUUCAUGGUCGGGAUACAUGAAAACUCUAGCCUAUCGAGUUCCUUCUUCAGGCACAGGCGGCACAACUAACAUCUUUUGUGUGUACCGAGUAAUUGAGUGUGAUGUACCAAUUUUGUCAAACAACAUCGUCGACAUGGAUCACCAGACUGAGUUGAACCAUGUACUGGUAGUCUCAAAGCUUGUGUAGAACAGAAUUUCUGAGAUGAGACGCAAUGGCGAUUUAUUUAGUCAGAAGCUAACUUCUUCAGUUCUUGGCCUCACAAGGACGAUGAUUAAUUGAAGCCAUACCAACUUAGUUGCA